Messenger RNA from Prinia subflava (tawny-flanked prinia), 2942 nucleotides. RefSeq names its product short chain dehydrogenase/reductase family 39U member 1 (gene SDR39U1). Lineage: Eukaryota; Metazoa; Chordata; Aves; Passeriformes; Cisticolidae. The record is from RefSeq and is a predicted model, not a curated record. The transcript is spliced from 6 exons. Bases 49 to 936 code for a protein of 295 amino acids.
GGGGGCGCGUGCGCGGUGGGUUCUGCUCGGCGCGUGCGCGGCUACGCAAUGCGGGUGGUCGUGGGUGGUGGGACAGGCUUCGUGGGCAGAGCCCUGACCCAGCUGCUGCGGAGCCGAGGGCACCAAGUGACCCAUGUGUCGCGACGAGGGGGCACGGAUCGGAUCACCUGGGAGGAGCUGUCCCGCUCUGGGCUGCCCCCGUGCGAAGCUGUGGUCAACUUGGCUGGGGAAAAUGUCCUCAACCCUCUCCGCAGAUGGGGUGAUGCCUUCUGCAGGGAGGUCAUCAGCAGCCGGGUGGAGACCACGAAGAGCUUGGCCAAAGCCAUUGCUGCUGCUGAACAGCCACCCCGUGCCUGGGUCCUCGUCACUGGCGUAGGUUAUUACCGCCCCAGCCCCACAGCUGAGUACACUGAGGACAGUCCAGGAGGGGAUUUUGACUUCUUCUCACGCCUGGUGAGCUCGUGGGAGGCUGCAGCUCUCAUCCCUGGGGGCCCAACUCGCGGCGUUGUGGUGAGAUCAGGUGUAGUGCUGGGUCGAGAUGGUGGUGCGAUCUCUCAGAUGCUCUUGCCUUUCCGUCUGGGGCUUGGAGGCCCCAUGGGCUCCGGCCUGCAGCCCUUCCCAUGGAUCCACGUUCAGGACCUGGCUGGGAUUGUGUGUCACGCCCUGGAGAAGGAGUCUGUGCAAGGCAUCCUCAACGGGGUUGCCCCUUCCUCCGCCGGCACCUCCAACGCCGCCUUUGCGCGGGAGCUGGCGGCGGCGCUGGGGCGCCCGGCGCUGCUGCCGGUGCCCGCCUGGGCCGUGCGCGCCGCCUUCGGGCCCGAGCGGGCGGCCAUGCUGCUGGAGGGACAGAGGGUGCUGCCCCGGCGCACCCUGCAGAGCGGCUACUGCUUCACCUUCCCGGAGCUGCCUGCAGCUCUCAAGGACAUCGUGGCCUGAGGCCUCCCCGCGUGGGCUGGCCCUGUUUGUGUGAGCUCACGUGCCUUCCCAUGCAGGAGGGGAGCCCUGCCCCUUGGCACUGUACAGAAAGGGUGAGCAGUCAUUUCCCUGUGUAUCUCCCUGUGUGCAUCCCCAGUUUAGGAAUCAUCCCUCUUCCUGCAGGCUGAAUCUUGGCUUUACCUGCAUUUGGGGAAGGGCAUGAGCCCCUCAAAGGAUGGUGACUGUGGAAUUGCCCAUCUUCCCUUUUGCAUGGUGUGUGUGUGAACCGCUGGCAAAGCAGCUGGGGGUGUAAUGUCUUCUCUCCUGGGAGAUGUGGCAGCAGGAAACAGGUCCUAAUGCUGUUGUGAUCCUUCCAUGGUACUGGAAGUCACCCUUCCUGGUUUUCCCCAAGAUGACACAGGCAAAGCAGAAGAGUCUAAGUCUCUUUCUUGGUCGUGGUGCUGUGGGAGAAGAUCCAUCUUAGGCUGCUGAAUACAGAUUUCUUGGAGACUGUGCCCGCUCUUUUCUUGGCUGGUACCAAGCUGAUGUAUCAGUACCUUCAGCUGAGUCUAGUCCAAAGGGUUACACCCUUCCAGGGUUCCACACCCCUUGUGCUGUGGCAGGGAUGAGGCAGAAACUGCUUUGCCAGCCUGCAGGGGAAAGGGUGACAAUCAGACUGUGGCCCCUGGACUGCUCUGCCUUGGCUAAGUGCCCAUUACAUCCAAGCUUCAGCUCAGGAAAGCUGGGUGGUACACCAUUGUGUGAGGCAGUGCAAGUCACAGCUUUAGUCUAAAGGAGCAUUUCAGCUAUUGCCCUCAUUGUGCUUACUCAGACCAGGGUGGAUUUCUUUUAUUGAUCCCCUGAGGUGGUGCUUGUGUUCAGGGUGUUCCCCUGACUGGGCACUGAGAAUAUCCUGGUCUGCCUUGGGAAGUAGUACUUCUUCCCUGCUAAAGCAGAUUGCAAUUUCAUCACCUCACAGGGGCAGGAAAUGCAUGCACAUGUUGGCCCCAGCCAGGGGACACAGGACACAGGUGACACACAGGCACCAUGGCAGACUCCUGUGACACCCUCAGGGUUCACAAGGACGUGCACACUCAUGAAUCCUUUCAGCACUACUGUGACCCCUCUAUCCGCACCCCUCUGACCCAUCCCACAGGUCCCCUCCUUGCAGCUGCUCCAGCUUGACACACCAAAGACUCAGCAUCACUCAGAUGCUCAUCCCAGAGGCACACUGCACUCGCAGGUGUCUCCAGGUACCAACAUGGAUCCCUUGCCCUCCUGAUAACCCUGCCCAUACCUGGAAUCCCCUGCUUGCCAGCUGCUCUGAAUUACUGCUGCUGGAUACACACCUGCACACCUGGUUUGUGGGAGGUACACAGUUACCUCCCCCAGAAUCAGCACACAUACUGGGGGUGGCUGUCCUGGCUCAUGCUUGCCUCCCCAGCAGCUGCUCUCAUGGACACUCUUGUGCUCUUGUGGAAGUAUUCCUGCCUCAGUGGUGGUAGGGUGAGUUCCCACUGGCUCCAGGAGCUGCUACCACGGGCUGGGGCUCUGCUCUCCCUAUGCCUGUGCCUGAUUUCAGGGACUGGCCCCAAAUCUGCACAUGCUGGCUGCUCACUAGCUGGCACUUGGUCCUUGCAGCAUGCAGAUGGGACCCUGGGAGGUUGCACACAGAGUUACAGAAAGAUUAAAUAAGCCAGGACUGUGGUCAAGUGUGGAGCUCAGCCAGCCCAGCACUGACUGGCCCAGGUUUACACCCAGCCAGCCUCUUACAGUACUUUUCUGUCUAACCCCUCUUGGCUGCUCCCUGUCCCAGCAUAGUUCUUCAACAGCUGUCAUCCCACAGCCUCCAUCCAAUAUCCUGGACACGGAGCUUUGCAUCCUAUAGCUUCUUGAGAGCUCACCAGCUGGUGUGAAUGAUGCCAUUUGCUUCUGGUUAUUUGCCUUGUUAACACUAAUUAGUCAGGUUUUAUGACUGUAUCUCCUGUUACUUCCCUACUGUAAAAAUAAAUGUUCUCAGCCUCGCA